Messenger RNA from Glycine soja, 673 nucleotides. RefSeq names its product TPR-containing protein DDB_G0280363-like. The transcript has 2 exons. Bases 51 to 413 code for a protein of 120 amino acids. The record is from RefSeq and is a predicted model, not a curated record. Lineage: Eukaryota; Viridiplantae; Streptophyta; Magnoliopsida; Fabales; Fabaceae.
AGCCUUCAAACAAUUAGAGCAUAUAACUUGGUUGUGGCAAAUUGUGAAGCAUGAGGACCUUACUUGCAGUACUCUUGUUUUUCUUCAUGAUGACGGUGACCAUGCUGCAUGUUGGUGCAGUCAUCGUGGAGCAUGAGCCAAAAACAAAGACAAAGCGCAAUCUACUGAGCGAAACUUCUCUUGGACGAAAGGGCAUGGGAACCGAGACAAAUAACCAACAAACCAUGAAGGUUUCUGCAAGUAAUGCAAAUACCAACACUGCUGAUUCUGUCAGCAAUAGCAAAGCGAAAAAGAACGACGACAACAAUGGUGGCGACAACGACAAAAAUGAUAGCUCUCAGAACUACGGUUCAGGACCUGUCCUUAACAGCCACCACUAUUUCCAUAUUCGCACUCCACCCAUUCACGGCUAGCUCUAUAUAUCUUGUCGGAGACGAAAAAGCUUCAUAAAUAUAUAUAUAUAUAUGCAUGGUGUUGCAUGUAUUUAGCACACCGGUUAAAUAAAGUGCAACUAGCAUGUGUCUAUAUAUGUGUGUAAGUGUGCAUGUUAGUUUCACUAAUAACAUAUAUAAAGCUAUCAGUCUCUCCUCAUGUGGUUUUUUUUACUAUGUGUAAGUAUGUGUGCCUUGUUACUAGGGCAAAUGCAUGUAUGCAUGUUUUUCUGUUUUUGGCU